Paracoccidioides brasiliensis Pb18 is the source of this 7092-nucleotide messenger RNA. Its product is annotated as sorting nexin-41. The record is from RefSeq and is a predicted model, not a curated record. Bases 1 to 7092 code for a protein of 2363 amino acids. Gene Ontology annotation, biological process: protein deubiquitination; retrograde transport, endosome to Golgi. The transcript is spliced from 8 exons. Gene Ontology annotation, molecular function: phosphatidylinositol binding; cysteine-type deubiquitinase activity.
AUGUGGAACGACGAAGACAACAACCCCUACGGGUCCUUUGAUCGCCACUCGGAAGCCGUUAAUGAUCAUUUCCAUGGCUCACCUGGAUCUACCACCUUCGACCCCCCCUCUACCCCUCAGUCUUCAGCCUCAACUUUAGAUCCCCCCCCAGAUUAUGUAUCGCGGUUAGAUAGCCCUAGCCCUGAUGUUGCAGACUCAGACGAGGGGAGGAGAUAUGCGCAUUCCGAACAGAAUCAAGGAUACCCUCGAAACAAAGGGGUCUAUCAAAGCCGAAUAGAGCAGAUACUCUACGAGAAUCCAGAGCUUCCAAUUCUCAUUACGGAUGCGGGUAAAAACCACGAGAGCGGAGGCAGCUUCAUUGUGUAUACUAUACGGACAGGGGAUCUGGAAGUUCGACGUCGAUACUCUGAAUUUAGUUCCCUCCGCGCCACCCUCAUUAAUCUUCAUCCUACCCUCAUCAUACCUCCAAUUCCCGAGAAACACACAAUGGCAGAUUAUGCGGCGAAACCCACCAAGGCUAAGGAGGAUACCUCCAUCAUUGAUUUGCGAAAACGCAUGUUGGCUGUCUUCCUUAACAGAUGUCGGAGGAUGAAGGAGAUUCGGGAGGAUGGGGUGUGGUGGAGGUUUCUGGAUCCAAAUGCAAGUUGGAACGAAGUGCUUCAUUCGCACCCCGCCUCCUCUGUUCCCAAGAACAAUCUAAAAGCGCCUCCGCUUGACCCAGCAAACCCGCAACCUGCGCAUGCCUGGCUUCCAAUUCCGUCGUCUUCUGCCAAAUUGAAGUUUUCUGCCGCCAUGUCUCCACCUUCUUUAGAUAAUGCUACGUCUUCAGGUCCAGGAAACGGGUCCUUCCUAAGCCGAUUCCCUCCAACAUCCCGCAAUCUAAGUGAAGAAGAUCUAGAUCCAUACUUUGUGAAUUUUGAGGUGUCAACCCGUGAGCUUGAACUGCUCUUGCAAGGAAAUAUUGAAAAGGUCAACCGGCGCACCUUGACGCAUCUUUCGUCACUUUCGGCUGAUCUAAUGGAGCUUGGGGCUCGAUACAAUGGAUUCUCACUCUCCGAGCCUUCCGCAACUGUUGCUGCUGCUAUCGAACGAAUUGGUCAGGCUGCGGACACCUCUUAUAUUGAGACGGAGGAACUAUCUGCAACCCUUGGCGCGACAUUUGCGGAACCAAUGAGGGAGAGCGCACAAUUUGCCGGCGUCGUCCGUAACGUUUUGCGCUACCGGAUCUUGAAACGAAUCCAACAAGAAAUGACGCGGGACGAGCUCAGUAAGAAAAGAGCAUUACUGGACUCUCUAGAACGAAGCGAGCUGGAGGCCAAACGGAUCGAGCAGUAUCUUAACCGCACAGGUAGCAGCACUACACCCGCAACAUUUAAAAGAUCAUUAUCGGACUCCUCUGCACCCAGCACCCCUGAAUCGGGACCUGCUGAAGGAGCUCGAGCGAGUCCAGCAGAAGAUACCGCCUCCAUCGACUCAGAUUUCCCAUCAGGGGGAGGAGACUCUCCACAGCCAUCUGCAUCGCAGGGCCUGCCUCAGAGGACAGCGGAACCUCCCACAGCAACACCGCCAAGUCACCGUAAAACCUCGAGCGGCAACUUCGUGACAAAUAAGAUAUUUGGUCGAAUUAGCCAUGCGGUACAUGGGUUUGUUGAUGUUGACCCGGAGAGGACACGGCGAGAUCAGAUUGGGAAGACAAAGGAGAUCUUAUUGCAGUUGGAGCAAGCACUCGAAGUAUCCGAGAAAGACGUGAAGGAUGCCAGUUCCGGGGUCUUGCAAGAUCUGAAGCGAUUCCAGAAGGAAAAGGAAAACGAUCUGCGGCGGUACAUGACCCACCUCUGGACCUCUGGCGCCCUUUACUCCCAUAUCCCCAUCCUCUCCCUCCCGCGCCCUUCUUCCCUCUCUCCCUCUCUCCCCUUCUCCUGGACGUACAUACAUCCUUGUGCUCUAAACAACCCCACCGCUCCCCUCUUGCACCAUAGAGCUGCCACAGCCCGUGGUCAGCUCACUUUCACCACGCCUUCUUCAAAGAGACGCAAGGUUGCAGAGUGCAAAGUUGGAGCCCGUGGCCGCCCUUCCCGUUCUUCCCCCCAAACGAACAAUUUUUCCAGCCCUCGUUCCUCCACCAGGCUACGGCGGCGUACCAGUAACAGCCAUCUUAGCGGAUCUGCCUCUGCCUUGCCUACAACAGCAACCAUAGCAACCACAGCGCCCACAGCAUCGUCGCCAACGUCACCAUCAACGUCGAUAUCGGCAUUGACAUCGAUACCGUUCACUACAAGUCCCAUUUCCUCAACUGACGCAAGCAACGCCUCUACCACGCUCCCUUCCGCCACAACUGCUUCGUCUGGUCCAGCAUACAUCCCUGCCCACAUACAACGCGAACUCCGUCGAAAAAAACAUUGCACAAGGACUCCGAAAAAGGUUCGAUCUGCCACCCCAGGCUCUCCAGAUACCGCUGCCAGCUCUCCCAGUGCUGCCUACGCCGAACUCAGCUUGAAUACAGAGCCCUCAGCUGCUGCUGCUUCUGCUCCUGCUGCUGUCAUGGCCGCAUCUGAAGGCAUGUCGGGCUCGUCUCCUCAUCCUCAUGGAGCGGAUGAUGUCUCUGAGAAUGGUCGACAAGAAUUGCAGUCAGCCCCCGCUGUAAAGCGGCCUGCUGCUGAAAUGGGUGAGGACGACCGCCAACCUCAAGAUGUCGAAAUGGGGGCCGCUCCGUCUGGUGGCAACGAGGAGAAGGAAGUCUUGUCAUCCUACAACCCUGUUUCCAAGAGCAAGAAGCAGACGGAUCGACCCUCGAGGCAUCGUAGAGCUGUAUCUGUGGAUAUGGAUGGGCAGGAUGAUAAUUCCAUGGAGGUAAAGCAUGAGAACCCAAAGUCUGCUUCUUCCGAAGACACAGUUAGCUCGUCUUCGGAUAGCGUCUAUCCCACACCAUCCAGCAUGUCGACAUAUACCUCAUCCACACGUGAAGAUUACAAACCAUCCCAUACUCAGCCUCGCGCCAGUCAUGACAUGCCGUCAAUCGACGACCAGGUCGCCAUUGUAACCAAACUGCUGCUGCAACCGCUGAAGGAGAACCAGAAGGGAUAUGUGGUUUCUGCGAACUGGCUCGGACGUGUCCUUUCGAGGAGUUCCAAAGGAGGCUUGCCACGGGAGAAAGUCGAUAAAACUGCUUCAGAAGGAGAAAUUGGUCCUGUCGACAACUCAGAUCUUGUUUUGGUUACGGAUCCUUCCCUCUCUUACAAAGAUGAGGCUGGCGAGCUAUUCGUUCCCCUACGACCUGGCUUGCAGAUCGGAGAGGACUUCGAAGUGCUACCAGAAGACGCCUGGGAAAUGAUCAUGAAAUGGUACGGCCUCUCGAGAGACUCUCCUGCCAUUGUUCGAUUCGCUCAUGACACCGCCACGGGAACUACGGAAAAUGUCCAGUACGAGCUCAACCCUCCAAUUUUUACCAUUUUAAAAUUACCAAACCCUUCCCAAUCCCAGGCUCAGAUCGCCCAGGACAAAGCUCGUGCUCCUGUAAAAACUCUGGCUAGCAGACACACACCGUUUCAGCAGUGGUUACGGAACGUGAAAAGCUUGGCAUCUAUCGAAAUGUCUACAAAAGUCCGUGUCUGGAGAAUUCUCGAAGGGCUGAACAGCACCGCAACGUCUGGUAUCAUCACCCCUGCGGCAUCCAGAAGCACCUCCCCUGCCCCUGGCGCCACAUUGACCGCCAACGCUGGCAACAGCCUUGUGCUGGACGUGAACAAAUUCGUUGCUCUUGUCGAAGGCUCUCAACGUGAACUACUUGAAAUGAAGGACCAAACAGCCAAUCCAAAAUAUAACGGCAGCCUUACAUUGCACCUUGCCGGCCUGGGAGGCGACGAUGUCAUUGUGCUAGAAGAACAAGUUGGUGGUCCUGGUGGCGGAGAGUGGGUUGCUGAUUGCGCUGGCAAAAACACAAAUCAUCUUUCUGUUUCUGCAAUCAAGGCCGGCUCCCAAAACAAGGCUAAGGCCAAAGCUCCCGCUACCAGCGGUCGAGCCUCAUCACCCGCUGUUGGGCCCGUUACUAGGGGACGGCAGCGUAAAGACGGCCGCUCUCGUGGCGUCACUGGCUUGAGCAAUCUUGGAAAUAGUUGCUAUAUGAACUCCGCCUUACAGUGUGUUCGGAGUGUAGAAGAAUUGACUCAAUAUUUCCUCCAGGAUGAAUACAGGAAGGACCUUAAUCCAGGCAAUCCACUUUCUCAUGAUGGGAAUGUUGCUAAGGCUUAUGCAAAUCUGUUGCAUCAGUUGUUUGAUGAAAAUGGAACCUCCUCUUUUGCUCCCCGUCAAUUUAAGCAAACGAUCGGAAGAUAUGGUCCUUCGUUCUCUGGGUAUGGCCAGCAAGAUUCUCAAGAGUUUGUGCUUUUCCUUCUGGACGGGUUGCAGGAGGAUUUGAAUAGGAUUCAAAAGAAGCCGUAUAUCGAAAAACCAGAUUCUACUGAUGAUAUGGUUAACGACAAUGCUGCACUGCAACGAUUUGCUAGGAAAUGCUGGGAUAUCUAUAAGGCACGAAAUGACUCGGUAAUUACUGACCUUUUCGCAGGAAUGUACAAGUCCACUGUGGUCUGUCCCGUUUGUGACAAAGUUAGCAUAAUUUUCGAUCCAUUUAGCAAUCUCACCUUGCAACUCCCGAUUGAAAACCUUUGGAGCAAAGAAUUGUUUUUCUUCCCUCUUUAUUCCCGCCCCGUUCGAUUGGAUGUUGACAUCGACAAAAACUCCAGUGUCAAGGCUUUGAAAGAAUAUGUGGGGGAAAAAGUUAACGUCGAUACCAACAGACUUGUUAUGGCUGAGAUCUACAAGCAAAAGUUCUAUAAGAUGUUUGAUAAUACGUCAAGCAUUGCCGAUUGUCAGAUUAGUGCAUCGGAUGAUAUCGGUAUAUUCGAAGUUGAAUCCGUACCAACUAGUUACGACCCAGAUAAACCCCCCAAACGAUCUUCCUACUCCAGCCUUGUCUUCACCAGUAGCUCCGCUGACCAAGAUAUUCCACCUUUUGACUCCCCAAAAUGCGACAGGAUGCUAAUCCCCGUUUUCCACCGUACCAUCAAAUCUCAAGGCGCUAGAAUUUCACGGCAACUAUUCGGUGCUCCUUCAUAUAUUGUGGUUAACCGCGAAGAGGCAUAUGAUUAUGAUAGCAUACUGCGUAAAGUUCUGCGAAACUCGGCAAAUCUAACAAGUCGAGAUUUUCUCCGUGAAGAUGAUGGAGAUGCUGUCAUGAGCUCUAGUCCAGCUGAGGAUUCCGAUACUGUCGUUACCAAUGACGAUGACUUUGACUCCUCCGAUCCCAAGAUAAAGGUAUCUUCCGUUGACGGGGAGGACGGUCUAGUUGAUGUAUCGAUGCGGGAUGCUUCCGAUCCAUCAAGUCAAAUUAAAUCGAAAGCCAGAAAUAAUCCUGUUACUAUUCCGAAAGUUCUUCGGCCUGGUAGCUUCAUCCCGCCUAAUCUUCGCAAAUUAUUCGAGAUGAAAAUCAUGCGAUCUACUGAUGCUGUGCCCACCGGAUUUUCCUCCGUUGACGAAAUCAAAGACUUCACUUCGAUGGCCUCCAGACUGCCCAGGAAGCAGAACAAACGUGUCCAUGCAAAGAAGAAGUUCGCCAGCCGUGGAAACAGCCCUAUUAGUAGCGAGGACGAACUCAGCGGUCCUGCUCGCCGUGUUAAUAGCGCUCACUCGAAAGAUGGUCAUGACUUAUACGACUCUGGCUCUCAGGAGACCAAGGACGAUAGCUGCACAGAGAGUGGCACAGACUCUUAUCCACACAAUGCGACUCUCCUACACAAGUUUGGACGUGAGAAGCCGAAGACAUCUGCAGUCCGUAACGGACCACAGAGACCCAUUCCCCUGAUACGUGCCGGAGAGGGUAUUAUUCUGGAGUGGAAUGAACACGCAUUCGACGCUCUCUUCGCAGGUGAUCCGCGUGAAGAGGACUCCCUGCGAGGAUCCCCAACAUGGAUGAAUAUCGAUUGUGUUCCCGACCCGGAACUAGCUGAGAAACGGCAAUUGCGUCAAUCCCGGAAAAAGCGCGGGGUUAGUCUGGAUGAGUGUUUGGAUGAAUUCGGCAAGGAGGAGAUUCUCUCCGAGAAUGACGCCUGGUACUGUCCCCGUUGCAAGGAGCACCGUCGCGCGUCGAAGAAAUUUGAGCUGUGGAAGUGUCCAGAUAUAUUGGUGAUGCAUCUGAAACGUUUUAGCGCCAAUAGAGGGUUCCGGGAUAAGAUUGACGCACUUGUUGAUUUCCCGCAUGAGUUGGAUAUGACUGGCCGGGUGCAGAUGCCUGAGGAGGGCAAGAGCCUGCAGUAUGAGUUGAUCGCUGUCGAUAAUCACUACGGCGGCCUUGGUGGUGGGCAUUAUACUGCGUUCGCUAAGAACUUUUUUGAUGGGUGUUGGUAUGAAUACAAUGACUCCCACGUUUCGAAAAAAACAAACCCUUCUGCAGUGGUUACCUCUGCCGCAUACCUUCUAUUCUAUCGCCGUCGUUCUGACGUCCCUUUAGGCGGAGAAUAUCUCGCCAGCGUCACCAGAACGGCGAACAACCAAGACCAAGCCGACUCUGAUUCACAGACCGACUCCCGACAGCCGUCCCCUUCGGGGGAAGGCCAGCGCCUCGGUGGCUCCUCCCGCAGUGGGUCGUCGAGCGCAUUAACCGGAGCCGCAGCAAUUCACCAAGCGGGAGAUGGUGGUUUGCGGGGCGGAAUCCAAGCGAGGGAUGAUGACGACGUCCCAGAAUACUUCGAGCAUGGCCUAGAUGGCAUCAGCCGGAACCAUCUAGAAGACAUGGAUCUGGAAGAUGAAGGGUUCGACGCAAGCUUUGGCCCAGAGCUGAAUUUCUCCAACCACCCAAUAUGGUCAUUUGACCGUGCAGAGGUACCGUAUGGACCGUCAGGUCUCGUUUCCGCGCCCGCCAACUCCUUCUACGACGGCGACGGUGAUGAGGAUCUAGAUGACGAUGUUAGCAACAAGGCCGUUGGCGGCGGCGACAUGAGCGAUUCGGAAUCACGGCUAGCGAUGCUGAAUGACUCUGAUGAACCGGGGAUGGUCUUUGACGAUCUAGAUCCGACUACGGUACCGAAUAUUACGCAUUAG